Messenger RNA from Balaenoptera musculus (blue whale), 2994 nucleotides. RefSeq names its product alpha tubulin acetyltransferase 1 (gene ATAT1). The coding region runs from base 40 to 1305 and encodes 421 amino acids. The transcript has 18 exons. Gene Ontology annotation, biological process: alpha-tubulin acetylation. The record is from RefSeq and is a predicted model, not a curated record. NCBI's taxonomy places the organism in Eukaryota, Metazoa, Chordata, Mammalia, Artiodactyla, Balaenopteridae. Gene Ontology annotation, cellular component: microtubule. Gene Ontology annotation, molecular function: tubulin N-acetyltransferase activity.
GACGUCGCGUGGGGCGGGUCCGGCCGCGCACAAUGGGCCAUGGAGUUCCCGUUCGAUGUGGACGCGCUGCUCCCGGAGCGGAUCACGGUGCUAGACCAGCACCUACGGCCACCGGCCCGCCGACCCGGAACCACAACGCCGGCCCGUGUUGAUCUGCAGCAGCAAAUUAUGACCAUUGUAGAUGAACUGGGCAAGGCUUCUGCUAAGGCCCAGCAUCUUCCUGCUCCCAUCACCAGUGCAUCAAGGAUGCAGAGUAACCGCCAUGUUAUGUAUAUACUCAAAGAUACUUCAGCUCGACUGGCUGGAAAAGGAGCCAUUGUUGGCUUCCUUAAAGUUGGAUAUAAGAAACUCUUUGUACUGGAUGACCGUGAGGCUCACAAUGAGGUAGAACCACUUUGCAUCUUGGACUUUUACAUCCAUGAGUCACUUCAACGCCAUGGCCAUGGACGAGAACUCUUCCAGUAUAUGUUGCAGAAGGAGCGAGUUGAACCACACCAACUGGCUAUUGACCGACCCUCACAGAAGCUGCUGAAGUUCCUGAAUAAACACUACAACCUGGAGACCACAGUCCCACAGGUGAACAACUUCGUGAUCUUCGAAGGAUUCUUUGCCCAUCAGCAUCGGCCCCCUGCUACCUCUCUGAGGGCAACUCGACACUCUUGUGCUGCUGCGGUUGAUCCUAUGCCUGCUGCUCCAGCAAGGAAGCUGCCACCCAAGAGAGCAGAGGGAGACAUAAAGCCAUACUCCUCUAGUGACCGAGAAUUUCUGAAGGUAGCUGUGGAGCCUCCCUGGCCCUUGAACAGGACCCCUCGCCGUGCUACACCUCCAGCCCACCCACCCCCGCGCUCCAGCAGCCUGGGAAACUCACCAGAACGGGGUCCCCUCCGCCCCUUCGUGCCAGAGCAGGAGCUGCUGCGUUCCCUGCGCCUCUGCCCCCCGCACCCCACCGCCCGCCUUCUGCUUGCUACUGACCCAGGGGGCAGCCCAGCCCAGCGUCGCCGCACCAGCAGGACUCCCCCAGGGCUGGUAGCCCAAAGCUGCAGCUAUAGCCGCCAUGGGCGGUUGAAUUCCUCAUCCCCCAAUACAGGCAACCAAGAACUGAAGCAGGGGGAGCAGGAAACAGAGAAUAGGUCUGCCAGUGAGGAGCAGGUCUUGUCACAGCAUGGGUCUGGGGAGGAACCCAUGCACACAGUUCCUCCACAGGCCCAGGCUCCACCAGCCCAGUCCUGGACAAUGGGCGGGGACAUGUUCAACGCCAGGUUCAUUCGAAACUUGCAGGAACGUCGCAGCACCAGGCCUUGGUGACCGCAGCCCCCUGUCACACUUUCAAAGUCAGUAUUAUUUCUCUCUCACACAGGACCUAGCCAAAGCCCGCCCUCACAAUGGAUGUAUUCAUUCAUUCAUUCAUUCGACAGGCUUUCUUAUCAGUGCCAAGUCAUUUGUAUCUUAUUUUUAAGCACAGCAAUAAAGUAUUUAUUUUUAUCACGAGAGUUACUAAAAACCGCGAUUGUCAUUAUUUCAAUCCCACCCGUCACUCUUCGCGCGCCCCGUUCAGCCCCAUCAUCGCCCACUUUUGCGCAAGCGCCACAGGUGAGAGCAGUGCUCGAGGCCGCUAAUUUACUGCGCAAGCGCUCUAAGGCAGCCUCCGAUCCGGCGAGCGCAGGCGCACUUACUGCAGACCCAGCGCCUCACCGCCUCCCUGGAACUCGCCACAGUGCGCAAGCGCGCAACAUCUCCGUUUCCCUCCCCUCAGCCCUUCACCCCCCCCUUCCUUUCCCCUUCAAGAAGCCGGCUCCGGGGCACGCUCACCCCUGUGAGGAGGCCAGACACGGGAGGCGCUCUCUCCAUUCCCGGAAGAUCAUGUACCAGCCCAGCCGGGGGGCGGCCCGGCGCCUCGGCCCCUGCCUCCGUGCCUACCAGGCUCGUCCCCAGGACCAGCUUUCUCCACGGGCCCUACCAUUCCCACCUCUUUGGCCUCACUCCAUGACAACCACUUCUCCAUCUCUGCCUCUUUUCUGGUCUCCCCCACCCCCAAGCCCUGCCACCCGGCUGCUUCCCCGAGCUCCCCCACUACCUCUCCCUCAGGUCCAAGCCCUCACCUCACCAUGGGUGGUUCUCCCCCCAGGAAAGGGGGAGGAGGGACCAGGACCUGAGUUACACAGCGGCUGCCUGGAUGGGCUUAGGAGCCUAUUUGAGGGACCUCCCUGCCCCUGUCCUGGGGCUUUGAUACCUUUCCAAGCCUCUGGGACUGCCCACUCUUCCCCUGCCACUCCAUCAGGAGAUCCGAGUAUGGAGGAGCACCUGGCUGUCAUGUAUGAGAGACUGAGACAAGAGCUUCCCAGUCUCUUCCUUCACUCCCACGACUACACUCUCUACUCAUCGGAUGUGGAAUUCAUCAAUGAGAUCCUGAACAUGCGUACCAAAGGCCGGACAUGGUACAUCCUGUCACUGACCCUCUGCCGCUUCCUGGCCUGGAAUUAUUUUGCACAGCUUCGGCUGGAGGUUCUACAGCUGACCCGCCACCCUGAGAAUUGGACCCUGCAAGCCCGCUGGCGGCUUGUGGGGCUGCCCAUCCACCUACUCUUUCUGCGUUUCUAUAAGCGUGACAAGGAAGAGCUUUACCGGACCUAUGAUGCCUAUUCCACCUUCUACCUGAAUUCCGAAGGCCUCAUUUGUCGCCAUCGCCUAGACAAACUGAUGCCUUCACACUCACCCCCAACGCCCGUGAAGAAGCUGCUAGUGGGAGCCCUGGUGACUCUGGGGCUGUCGGAGCCAGAACCCAACUUACACCUGUGUUCCAAGGGCUGAUCAGGAACUGGGGCAGAGGCAGCACGGAAGACUUGCUACGCACAAGAGGAGGAGGUGGAGGUGGCCAAAGACCUCAGGAGCCAGCUUCCUCCCCUCUUCUCUCUUCUUCUUUACUUUCCAUCUCCUGCUGUGUAAAGCUGCUGUGUAAUUUAACUUGUAAAUAAUAAAAUCUAAGUGAAUAUAUGA